CGGGACCUUCUAAAAGUGUUUAUAAAUCAUCAUGGCGGACCGACUAAUCAUAAGACGAGCUACAUUACAAGACUAUCGGGGUGUUAUGGAUAUUGGAGAGAUUUAUCAAGGAAGAGACUAUCUUCCUGUGAUGUAUGAAAAAUAUUUAAAAGUGUUCAACUGUCGGGUUGCAGAAAAAAAUGGAGAAAUAGUGGGUUUUAAUGGAGAACGACUGGUGGAUGGUGGUAUGACUUUGUGUAGAGCGGCAGCACGUGUGAAAGAGAAUUACCAAGGUCAAGGUCUUUUGGCUGCCAUAUUGAAAGAUGUUUAUGAUUUUUAUCAAGAUAAAAAAUCAGUGAAAUAUGAAGCGAUUGCUAUUAGCAACGUCAGUAUGGAAGUCAAUGGUGAUAAAAUAAAGCGACGAUUUACACAAAUCUUACAAAGGGUUUGUGUUGAGAUGACUGCAGAAAUAGGAUAUUUUAAACCAAAUAAAAUUGAAUCUGAUCAAACUAAAGUUCAAGAGCUGACAUCAGAAGAUUUGAUGGAAAUAUUCCAAUCUAAGGAAAUGUGUUCCAAAUUAUUUCCUGGAGAAAGAAUUGUGCCGAACUGCUAUCCCUAUCGUCUGCUACCUGAGAAUAUUCCUCUAAUGAUGGACGGGUGUCAAUUCUGGGGCACUAAAAGUUCCGACCAAUCAACAUACACGACACUGACGGUUACAGAACAUUUUAACUUAGGAGAAAGAUUGAUGUUCAAACUUUGUAUGUAUGGCAGUGACGCAGUUGAUAUACAACAACAUUGUCUGAAACAUAUACAUAAUCUGAAUAUAUUGGUUAAAAGCGGAACAUAUACGUCUAUUAUGAUUCACAUAACUUACUCAUUAGAUUGUCAAGAAACGGGAACAUUUUUAUCAGAUUUUGAAAAGUGUGGUCUUAAUUUUAACGAUGAGUUUCCUGUAACUAGAAUGUUUCUAUUUGAAAGGGUAAUAAGAUCAAAUUAA
This is a messenger RNA of Patella vulgata (common limpet), 976 nucleotides long. RefSeq lists its product as uncharacterized. Gene Ontology annotation, molecular function: acyltransferase activity, transferring groups other than amino-acyl groups. The transcript has 4 exons. The coding region runs from base 32 to 976 and encodes 314 amino acids. The record is from RefSeq and is a predicted model, not a curated record. Lineage: Eukaryota; Metazoa; Mollusca; Gastropoda; Patellidae.